AUGGCUAGAGCAGAUUGUAGACCAAUUCCAACGAUCUACCAGGAGGAAAUUAUAAAACUGCGAGCUGUUGAAGACCCUAAUGUAGUGAAGACCGUUCCUACCUUCUACAGCAACCAUAGCAGCUCAUACAGAGCGAGAGACAAAGAACUCCCUACUCUUCCUAUCCGACGAUCUGACAUCAAUCAUCCCGACAUGUACAAGGAAACCAACAACGGCGAAGAUUUCCUGAUACACCAAGAUGACGAUAUGCUUAUUUUGUCAACAACCGAAAACUUGCAACAUCUGUCCGGCUCUGAGGUUUUGUUUUGUGACGGCACCUUUAGUGCAGUUCCAGAAGUGUUCCACCAACUUUAUUCUGUUCACGCUCUUGUUGAAGGAAAAAUGUUUCCUCUAGUGUAUUCCCUGCUUCCCAACAAGAAACAAUCAGCGCUUCUUCAUCAUCCUCCAGCAUAA
This is a messenger RNA of Lottia gigantea (owl limpet), 453 nucleotides long. RefSeq lists its product as hypothetical. The record is from RefSeq and is a predicted model, not a curated record. The transcript is spliced from 2 exons. Bases 1 to 453 code for a protein of 150 amino acids. NCBI's taxonomy places the organism in Eukaryota, Metazoa, Mollusca, Gastropoda, Lottiidae.